CGCCCGUGCGGAUCGCUCGGGCAGCUCGCUGCGCCCCGGGGGCCGGUGCGGAUGGAGGGACUUUGGGAGCCUGGUGCCUGAGAUCGCGCUUGCUGGAGGCUGCUCCCUGGGACUGGGAAGGAGCAGCGGCAGGUCGAGAAAGGCGGAACGAACAAGUCCUCCGGCUCCUCCCCCUAAGAAGGUCCCCUCCGUGGGGAGCGAGCGCGCAGCGAGCGCGCAGACUGCCGAGCGAGGAGGAUCGAGGCGUCCGUCUCACCUGGUGUUUAAGGAAAACAUGCCUCAGACUCCUCCCUUUGCCGUGAUGUUUGACAGCAACGGAUAUAACCGGCCCCUGUAUCAGUCCAAAGAAGAUAACUGUGAAGGAUUGUAUUACCAUGACAACAACUUGCUAUCAGGAUCCCUGGAAGCCCUUAUCCAGCACUUAGUGCCCAGUAUAGACUAUUAUCCUGAUAGAACAUAUAUAUUCACCUUUCUACUCAGCUCUCGUUUGUUCUUGCAUCCAUUUGAACUAAUGGCCAAGGUUUGCCAUUUGUGCGUUGAGCACCAGAGGUUAAGUGACCCCAGCCUGGACAAGAGCCAGAUUCGAAAAAUCGCACCCAAAAUUCUUCAGCUCCUGACUGAAUGGACUGAGACAUUUCCAUAUGAUUUUCGAGAUGAAAGAAUGAUGAGAAAUUUGAAAGACCUCACCCAUCGAAUAGCCAGUGGCGAGGAGACAUACAGGAAGACCGUUCAUCAAAUGAUACAGGGUCUGAUCCGAAAGCUCGCUACUCUCGGCCAGUAUGAGGAAGUCCUGGCAAAAAUUAAUGCGACAUCCACAGAUAGGCUUACGGUUCUGAAGUCCAAACCUCAGUCAAUACAAAGAGAUAUAAUUACCAUCUGCAGUGAUCCUUAUACGUUGGCACAGCAGUUGACUCACAUAGAGCUGGAGAGGCUCAAUUAUAUUGGACCAGAAGAAUUUGUCCAAGCAUUUUUGCAGAAGGACCCUUUGGACAAUGACAAGAAUUGUUAUGAUGAGCCAAAAAAGACACGAAACCUUGAAGCUUACGUGGAAUGGUUUAAUCGACUCAGCUACUUGGUUGCCACUGAAAUCUGCAUGCCUGUGAAAAAGAAGCACCGAGCAAGAAUGAUUGAAUAUUUCAUUGAUGUAGCCCGGGAGUGUUUCAACAUUGGCAACUUUAACUCCUUGAUGGCAAUAAUAUCUGGCAUGAACAUGAGCCCUGUGUCCCGGCUAAAGAAAACCUGGACAAAAGUGAAGACUGCCAAGUUUGACGUUCUCGAGCAUCAGAUGGACCCUUCAAGCAAUUUUUAUAAUUACCGAACAGCUCUCCGAGCAGCAGCGCAAAGGUCUUUGACGGCUCAGAGCAGUAGAGAGAAGAUGGUGAUUCCCUUCUUCAGUCUCUUUAUCAAAGAUAUCUACUUCCUCAAUGAGGGCUGUGCAAAUCGCCUUCCAAAUGGUCAUAUUAACUUUGAGAAAUUCUGGGAGCUGGCCAAGCAAGUGAGUGAAUUUAUGAUUUGGAAACAAGUAGAGUGUCCCUUUGAGAAAGAGCGGAAGACAUUACAGUAUCUGCUCACCGUUCCAGUCUUCAGUGAGGAUGCUCUUUACCUGGCUUCCUAUGAAAGCGAGGGCCCAGAAAAUAACACGGAAAAGGACAGAUGGAAGUCUCUAAGGUCCAACUUCUUAGGCAGAGCUUAAGGUGAGAGAGGCCGACGUCCACUGCUGUAGCUACACCAUCGCUGCUGUGUACUCGCUCCUUCGGGAACACAUCACGUCAUCAUUGUUGCUUUCGGCAUCCAGUGGUAGGAAAGCGAUAGCUACCCCGAACUCAGCAGACAGAAGAAGGGCUCGUGUGAAUCAAGAAAGCAAAUUCAUUGGAGAACAAAGGAAGAACAGACUUCCUACAGAUGACAGAUUGAGUUAUCUUGUGUGAGAUUCAGACACUGACUGAAGGCGGCUUUGACAGAAUCCUCUGAAGCUAUUGGAAUUGCCAUGUGAUUCAUCUUUCUUGGACUCUCCGUGGGAAUGAAUCACUCUGUACUGGAGGGAGAGAGAGAGAGAGAGAGAGAGUCUGUGUCUACAUGCACCCUUUUGCAUUAUUUGGAUUGAAGAUUUGCUGCUAAUGGGACAUACCAAGGCUCGAUGCUGACUCAUAGAAAGAUGUUCACUUAGGAAAGAAAAAAAAAAGGACAGAACCUCCUUCUUGCUAGAAAACCAUGCUCAAUAAUCCAAGAGGCUCAGCUUAAUUGGUAUUGACAGAGAAAGACUGGUCCAAUGCUGUCUACUGAGUUUGUUUCAAUUGGGUGUAUGAUGUGGUGUGUUUUUUGUGGGUUUCCCUCAUCCCAUAAGAUAUUGAGUUGGCUGCUGGUUAGCAAACUCAUUUUUACUAAUAUAAAUUAUUUAAAAUAAUGAAGCUUAAUUCUGUGGCAUGGAAGAUGGCCACUAGAAAACUGUCAUUUGAAGUUGAACUAUUUGACAUGCUAGAAGGUAGUUUUCUUUUCUUUUCAGCUGUUUACAGAUCACCACUGUGUUCUGUCAUUAUUUCUUCAAUAGUCUUUUGUUAAUCAUAAUUUUCCAUGACAGUUAUUUCUUUUCCUGUGUAAGUUCAAACAAUUUUACUUUUUCAAAAGAUUCUUCUAGAGUACCCAAUACAUCUAAAAUAUCUAUUACA
Molecule: messenger RNA, 2666 nt
Organism: Vombatus ursinus (common wombat)
Lineage: Eukaryota; Metazoa; Chordata; Mammalia; Diprotodontia; Vombatidae
Gene: RASGEF1B
Product: RasGEF domain family member 1B
Exons: 14
Coding region: 275-1693 (472 amino acids)
Biological process (GO): positive regulation of GTPase activity; Ras protein signal transduction
Cellular component (GO): plasma membrane
Molecular function (GO): guanyl-nucleotide exchange factor activity
Source: RefSeq, a predicted model, not a curated record